Molecule: messenger RNA, 3572 nt
Organism: Owenia fusiformis
Lineage: Eukaryota; Metazoa; Annelida; Polychaeta; Sabellida; Oweniidae
Source: the annotation of a GenBank genome assembly
UAUUGCUCAGAAGAUGGUCAGAUUUUGUCAUGGGAUAAUUUCAAUUGUGGCCCAUCCACGACGACACCCCAAACGACUCCUGAAACGACAUACCCUUUCACUACUACACCUUUAACUGCAAUACCUACAACACCUUUCACAGAAAUACCUCCAGGUAUGUGUAAAUAUGAAGACAAGUUCUACCAAGAGGGGGAGGUAAUAGAUUCUGGCCAGGAUUAUACCUCUAACUGGUGCUGGACUACGAUUUGCGGUAGCGAUGGUGAAGUAUUACAUGGAGAUGACUUCAACUGUUUCGGAUCAAGUGCUGAGCCGAGUCCCGAGCCUUCAACUCCACCAACCACAAUUCCUGCAGGCUGCCUAUACGAAGGGAAAUUCUAUAAUCCCGGAGAAGAUAUAGCAGCAGCUUCGGGGCAAGACGGUAACUGGUGUUACGGUGCAUAUUGCUCAGAAGAUGACGGCCAGAUUGUGCCAUGGGAUAAUUUCAAUUGUGGCGAAACAACGAUACCACAACAAACAACUACCCCAAGUGGAAUGUGCUUAUACAACGGUCAAUAUUACCCUCAGGGUGCGACUAUAGAUCCAACGUCUGCUCCCAGUGGCGACCAGUGUUGGGGGAGAUUUUGUGGAGAUGAUGGAGACGUGGUUGUGUGGCAAAAUCCAGAUUGUGGAACGUCUACUAUCACUACAAGGAGGUAUACAACUACCGCACCAGGGGCAGCCGAGUGUUAUUACAAGGGCAAUUACUACCCUGAAGGUGAACAUGUCAAUGAUUACGACAUCUGCCUCGUGUGUGCAUGCUGGAGUGGGGAAAUGCAAUGUGGGGGAUUAUGGACUGUACCUGACUGCGAGGUCAAUGGGACUGAGCCCAUACCAACCACCCCUAUCCCUGAGCCUGAACCAGAGUGCGAGACAGGUACUAUUAAAACAGAAUCGUGUCAUGUGUGGAUGUGUUCUGAUCAGGGUCUCUGGGAAGCCUACCACUUCACAGCCACUGAAGAAUGCUGUAUGGGUAUAGAGAGGCCUGAAUGUGAGACCAUGCUUGAUACAACUCUUCCACCCAAGCCCAAAACUACACUUCCAUAGACAGAAUCAACACAUCGUUCAAUAACUGCCGAGUGUGAAAAUGGAGACUAAAAUUGAAAAUUGUUAUAUCGUGUGGUGUAAUGAUGGUGGGUGGAUGACGUUUGAAUUUGCGGCUAUAGAUAGGAGUGUAUUUCCCACAACAACCCACCUAUGAGCUUAAAAGAUGGACUUAAAGACUGAACUCGAUUAUACUUUCAGAUAUCGAUAUGAUACUUCUCAUACAUUGAAUACAAAUCAAAGCUAGCUGAAUUUCAGAAUUUGAUACAGAGAUAGGCUAAUGUUUAAAAAACAUUAUUUUAACUAUAGUUUACAUUGAAAAUAUGAAAGCGUGACUUUGUGUUAAUACUGGGGGUCGGGGUGGUUCCUUUUUAGGAAGGGAACUGUCUCCCCUUCUCAAUCUCCAGAUCCAGUACCUCCGAUCUUUUUGCAUGUGUUAUGUAAAACUAUUACAGUGAACAUAAUAAGGCUUUUUUGAUAUUGUCAGUAUGUAUUGAAAUUGUGAAAUAUUUAUUAUGGAUUUGUGUCUCAUGAAUAAUAGUUGUUAUUGUCAUAUUAAUGAAGUGAUACUCAAAGAGCAGUUAAAACUAGAAUGAAAACACUUGUUGUGAUUGAUAGUGCUAUUCAGAUGGUGCUUUUCAGUAUGCGAGGCAUUGUGUAAAAUAACGGACCACUUUUCAGUUCUGUCGCACGUCAGAUGAUUCUCUUCAUAGUUCAUAAUGACCUAGGAUGGAUUUUCGACAUCCUAUAUAGAGGCCUAUCCUUAACACACCUGUGUCGAAUACGACAUAAAUAUGAAUUUCAAUUGAUUCUAUAUUUAUUAAACAUGACUCAUUUUCUUAGAAAAUACUGCGUCAAUUCAUGAACUUUCCUUUACCAAACACAUACGUGCAGAUAAUAGUCAGCUCUACAUGAUCAUUGCCCAUGGCGUGGUUUAAUAAGCGUGGGGAAUGGUUCGUUGAAUGAAUACUUUAUGAUCAGUUUCAAUAUUGAAAUGAUUAAUAAAUCAUAAUGUCGCGAGAUCAAACUAGUGGCUGAUCUAAUUUUGAAACAAAGGUCACCGGGCCCUUUUCUGAGAUAUAGUAAAUAAUUGAUUUGAGAUGUAUCUAAAAGAGCAUGUGGACUUUUGAAGUCUGAAAAAGUGUCCGUCCGUCCACACGUGUCUCAGCGCAAAAAGUUAAUUAUAUACUACCGUUUGACAGAUUUUGUUAAAAAUUUUGAGGCUAAUAUCACUCGGGCAUCAUGGGACUUGUUCUCGGGAAGAUAUUUCCAAUAUGGCCGAUCAUUCAAAAUGACCGCCAUUUAUAGUAAAAUUUAAUAUUUGAUAACUCAAACAUCGCUUGUUGGAUAUCGUGAAAAUUGUAUAGGCUGAUGCCAAAGAACAAAGAAUACCUGUCAAAGGAAAAUUCAAGAUGCCGCCAUUUGCGGGGAAAUGCAAUUGUUGAUUUUAAUAUCUUUAAUCAGAUUUAUUUUAUAUACGUAUUAAAAGGCUGAUGACUUUUGGGACUCGAAAAACUUUCCGAUAUGGUUUUUGAAUUUAAAGUGGUUACAUUUGGUAACAAAUAUCAAAGGCUGAUAAUAAAUUUGGAUGAGCUACUUCGGGCUGUUGCUGUUUUUAAACCGGUGACACAGCAAUACAGAUUGGUAAAUGAAGGUGUCAUGAUUACUUAUUACAAAACAUUGUUUAAUAACACAGUGUUAUAAAUUGUUUUCAAUAUUUGCAAUUCAAAGAACGAAUGUAGCUGGUUUGCAUCCUAGGACACUAUUAUGUCAUUUACCUUUAUGAUUUUGAACUGAUUUUGAAAUUGCAACAUCUCACUAACCAAGUCAAAGUUUUUUGAUUGUCAUGAGAAAAAUAGAAAGCAACACCAUAUGUAUAUGGUUGAUGGGAAUGUUGAAUUGAUGAAUGUAUUGGUAUGUGCAUAGAGCUACAUCACAAUUAAUCUAGUAUAUUCUAUAUAAAAUAGUUAACUAGAAGGUUUAAUUGCAUACAUAAAUAAUCAUUUUUAUAUUAGUGCUUUGUGGUCGACAAACUACCGUAUAUGCAUGUUUAAGGUCUACAUGACAAAGCCAUUAUUGCAUUGCUGCUAUGAUAUCAGAUGUUCACAAGCAAAUAAUGCGAAGUUGACAUUUCAAAUAUCAUGUUUUGCAAAUUGAUUAAUUACUACUUGCACGUUGGUGACAUUCUACCUUUUCUUUUGAAAUCAACAGAAUGAUGUAUCAAUAUUCUCACAUUUGUUUUUACGCAACUGUUAUUUUUACUGUUUGGAGUUACAGAAUAGAUCAUGUGAGUAUACUGCUUUUCAAUACAUUAACAGUAUUCGAUCUAUAAAAGCAAGUGACAUUCAAGUGCUGAAUACACUACAUGUGGGUCGAUCAAUAAGUAAUAAGAAAAAAUUAAAGGAAAUGUAGAAUAAUGGUACAUAUCAAUAUAAUAUAAAGCGUUUGAUUACGUCAUCAUUCAUUGUGAGCUCUAUACGUCCAUAAGUGUG